UAUUUUAUGUUAACAUUUAUUUACAAAAUCAUAUCUUAAAUGAAGGCGACAGUUGUUCAAUGAUGUAUAAAUCUCGUACAAAUCUCGUAAAUCGAAAGAGAAGACAAAUCAAGGUAACAAACAGAAAUUGAGGGAAUCGAAUGAACUGUAUAAAGAGCGAGACCGGGUGCGUGGACAGAGUAAUCGUCUCCUGCAAUAUAUGCCUCAACAGCCAUGCAAAUUCCCACUCAAUUAAAAUGUCACAAUUCGGAAUAGGACACAAUGGGUAAAAUUACCAACGACUAUACUAGUACCUUAAGAUCUUAUACUGCGAAAGUAUGUCGAUAGUGGCUUGAGACACCGACACAGCGUAUCGGUCAACCAUUUAGUGACUUAAACUUAUGUAGUGACGAUUUCAUUUAAUUUUCCUAAAAAAAAAACAAUACUAAUUUCAAAGUUCUAGUGUUUUAAAUAGAAUUCUGGAUAAUUAAUUCAGCAAGAACAUGUCUUUCUGUAUUGUUAAAACUUUGUACAGUAUUAAGUCGUCUUUAAAAUACGGUCACCGAAAUUAUGGUGAAGGACGGUAUGAUUUCGUAACAACAGGAAAAACAACAUGCGUGACGGAAGACCUUCUGCAUAUGAUUAUGAGAGCUGGUCCUACUUUAAAAGAUGAUCUCGAACGAAGGCCAACAUUUUUUGCAUCAUUAAAAACAUCACAAACUCUGUCUAAUAUUAGGGAUAUUGUGAAGUUUGAUGACGCAAAGAUCAAUAUUGGAGGUGGAUAUGACUCUACUACUGGAAUAUUUACUGCUCCACGGAAUGGAAUCUACAUAUUUUCCUGUGCUAUUAUGGCUAAUGGUGGCGGCGAAGUUCAUUUCCAGCUAAACAAGAAUGACCAGUUAUAUACAGCAGGGUAUGCUACUAAAUCGAACUACGGAGCUCAAACGGUGAACUCUCUCGUCGAGCUGAGGACAGGAGAUAAAGUGUAUGUUAAACACAGAAAUGGUUCGUCCCAGAACGUGCUUGGAAGUCACUUCUCUACAUUUUCCGGUUAUCUUUUGUCUAAGUAAUAAAAUUUACUGUUCUUAAUAUACUAGUAACAUUUACAGUAUGAAACGUGUCAUUUAAAUUUGAAAUUACAUGUACUUUAUUCUUGAAAACUCGAUCUUGUGAUCAUCGAAUAAAAAUUUAACAUGA
Molecule: messenger RNA, 1176 nt
Organism: Mytilus californianus (California mussel)
Lineage: Eukaryota; Metazoa; Mollusca; Bivalvia; Mytilida; Mytilidae
Product: complement C1q-like protein 3
Exons: 4
Coding region: 483-1049 (188 amino acids)
Molecular function (GO): protein binding
Source: RefSeq, a predicted model, not a curated record